GGUUCUUCUGUUCCGGCGUUCCGGAUUUCCCAGUGUCCCACAUUCCGGCUUUUAGUACUAACCUCAGUCCAUUGUCUAAAUUCUAUUAACAAUGGCGACCGAAGAAGCGGUAUACCGAAAAGGCGAGGAUUAUAAGAAUGUUUGGGACAAAGCACAGACGAAACACACAGAUACGCAUUUAGAAAUCAUGGGAAAACCAGUAAUGGAGCGCUGGGAAACGCCGUAUAUGCAUAAACUUGCCGAAAUAGCCACUUCCCAAGGCGGUCGAGUUUUGGAGGUCGGGUUUGGCAUGGCCAUUGCCGCAACUGCGGUUCAAAGCUUUGAUAUUCAAGAGCAUGUUAUUAUUGAAUGCAACGGGGACGUGUAUAAGAAGUUGGAGAAGUUUGCCGAUGGAGCUAUUCCGAAAGUUACACCCAUGAAAGGUAAAGGUCUUCCAAGGCGUUCGUUCGAUCGUCGGAUUUUAAUAAUUGCAUGUGUUGAAUUCAAUUCUCUGAAUUCAAUAUUAUUUGUUGAUGCCCCCGGUCGAAUUGAUGCGAGAUGGCAGUCACGCACGGCCACCCAUUGUUACGGGGGACAUAGAUUCACAAAAUAAAGGUGUUCCAACUGUGUUUAAUUUUGCUUAGAUAGAAUAUAUGAUACAGAUAGUAUUGCGAAAUCAUUAAGAAUUAACCAAGGUCGCGACCUUGUUUUACACUUUUAUAAGUACAUGUAAAUAUGUAAUAGCUGUUCGCUUCCCAAGUCAAAACGGCUAUAUUUGCAUGCCUUGAAAUAUAAUUAUACACAUGUUCAUACUAUAGAUUUUCUGCCAAAUUAUAAAAUUAAUUCAAGGAUUUAGGUAAUUUAGAUUGUAAAUAUUGAACUAUGGAGUUAUUUUAUUGUCAUAAUAUAUAAACCUGACAGGGCAUUUUUUAACUAUAUAACUGGGGGGGGGGAGGCAAAGCCCCCAUGGUGCCCCCCACUCAACCAUUUUGGCCCCUCCAGUCAAAGUCCCUUUUCUCUAAAAUAUAAGCAAAACAUGGAAUUUAGAAGGAAGCUUUGAUAUUCUAGUAACUGAAAUUUGUGAAUCUUAUGUCCUGCCUUUUAUCUUUAAUGCUAAACAUUGUGUUGUAAAUACCUUAUUGGAUUUUAAACAUUUUCCAGUGGAUUGCAUAUCCCAGACCCUAUAAAUUUGAGUUGUUGGAAGGCUCGGCUAAACAAGUUAGUGACCGCAGGGGGCGUAGGAAGCAGGGGACAGCGGGCACUCAACCCAUUGUUUUAUAAAGAGGGGGGGAUGGAAUAGUUUUUGUCCCCACCAAAAAAAAACACCAUUUGAAUUUGAAACUAGAAGUAUUUGAAAUCUGUAAUCAAUAUUUUAAUAACAACAUUUCUCACAAUAAUCCAUCCUGACUCACGGAUAGCAUAGACUCGCAAAUCAUAAUGAAAGAAUUAAUGAAAGGGCCUAACGAAAGUGGUAGAGAAGACUUUGAAAAUGCCAUUUGCGACGAUCUAGAGACGCAAAAUUUUAAAGACCGAGUUGUCGUAUCUACAUAAACAUACGAUGUAAGUACAGUUCACUGAAGGUUCAGUCUAUCGACAGCAUAAUGUAAUGCUGUAUAUCCAAAAAUCUGUUUCAGAAAAUGCAGGAAUUGCAGUCCUAGGGGUAGAAAAAUACAAACAUUUUCUGGGGGUGAAUACCCCCAGAUCCCGCUACUAUUAAAUGCGAUACCACACCAAACUUUUUGUUACCAACAACCAUCUGUUAUCUCUCCACAGUCAGUAUAGUAUGGUCCCUUUUUGUAGACCCCCACUGACAAAUUCUUAAAAAAUGCCCUGAUAAACCAUAUAUUAUUUUACUGUCAAAGUCCGUAUUCAUGUUGCCACAAAUAACGUUGAAUCGACGUUAUAUGAGUGGGUGGGUUUUUAUGUGAACUUAUCAACGUUAUCUCAUGGCAAUCUGACAAUUUUCCAAAGUAACUAUCACAGCACAGCUUUUGUAUAAUAAUAACGUCGAUUCAACGUUAUUUGUGGCAACAUGAAUAUGGACAUGGCUAUAUUAGAUACAUGGGUAGAUAGCCUGAUUAACCCAUUGCCAGCACUCUCCCCUUUACAAGUAAAAUUAUCUGGUGUUAGACAGAGUAAGAUAAUAAAGUUGUAGGGCACAUUAGGGCACGAUGCAAGUUAAUGGUUAAUCAGACCAUCUGCCCAUGUGUGUAGUUAUCCCAUUAAGUUGAACGUACGAUAUCUGUGCCAGCAUAGGUAGUAACAAAAACACCAGAGAAAUGCAGAUGGAGAUGGGUUCAUCUACCUGAAAAAUACAAGCAAAACGUCGACGUUUCGAACAAAGCCAAAGGCCCUUUGUCGGGAACUUUAUAGUGAAAGUUUCACUCGAUCGAAGUUAAAUAAUUAUAGCUUGUAUUUGUCGACAAGUAGUUAAAUCCUGAUAUCUGACUUGCAGCCCAUUAGGCGUAAAAAAAAAACCUGUGGUUCCGGUUCCCGACCGACCCUAUUUUUUUCUGCCGACCCUAUUAUUUUUUCAACGUGAUUGACCGUGCGACCCUAUUUUCUCCAGGUGGUUGCGGGCUGCUCAUACAGCGUGCCAAAAUGGCGUCUGUUGUCACACUAAUUAUUGAACCAAAUUGCCUAAAUUCGUCCAUAGGAAAUACGCAUCUCUAGUUAACAUUGAUGUCGGGACUCUACUGAAAAUCGCCCAGCAAAAAAACGCCAAAACCAUGAAAAAAAUAUUCAAAAAAACUUUUUUUUCCGACCUACCGACCCUAAUUUUUUCACGAUAUGAAACCGGAACCACAGGUAUUUUUUUUUUUACGCCUUAAGGUGAAUUGUGCCUUAAUGCACCCCACAACUUUAUUGUCUUACUCUGUCUAAUGCCAGAUGAUUUACUCAAUGUUGGUGGGAGAAUGAUGGCACUCAAUGGUGCUCAAUUUGCUCAAUGCAAAUAUUUUAAAGUGGAAGUCAAGUCCGUUCUGCACAUCGGUUCUGCUCAUAAAAAUUUGAGGGCCCUCUCAUGUAAACAUUGCCCAAAUUUCUAAUGUUUCGAAUUUUUCUGAAUAUAAACUCUUAUUUCAUAUUCAUUUAGAAGCAUAGCGAACCAAAAUGGUGUUAGAUAUUCAGACAGUACAUCAUAUUUUAAAAAAUACAGCAGUUCAAAAUGUAAACAAACCGUUUGUUUACAUUACGGACUUGACUUCCACUUUAACUAUUAAUAAUAGCUUAGCAUGUGCCUUGUAAGCAGACAUGAUCUUUGUUUCUUAACAUUAAAACAACAUUUUAAGGUUUGUGGGAGGAUGUCGUGUCAAAAUUGGACGACGGAAGUUUCGACGGUAUCUUAUAUGAUACAUAUCCUUUGUCUGAAGAAACAUGGCAUACUCAUCAGUUUCCAUUUAUUAAAGAAGCAUUUAGAUUAUUGAAACCAGGUCAGUUCACUGUAAUAUUUCACAUAUACAUUUAAAACAUUCACUGAAGGGCACUUUACAUAACAAUUGUGCCACAGAGGUAUAGUGGAGGAUGAUCUCAAGUGCCUGAGGCCGGUUGUACGAAGGCCGGAUGGCACUAUCCACCGGAUAGUGAUUUUUUCAAGCUUUGUUAAAUCAGUCGUUGAUUGGUAUAACUCGUAUUAAAGUUUAGUAUUUAUAAGUUAAAUAUUUUUUAUACUUGUGUCGUCUAUAUCCGUAGUUUCACAGUUUUUCAAGCAUUUUACAAAGGUUGAAAAAUCCAUCCGGCCUUCAUACAACCGGCCCCUGACCCCCAAAAAUGAACACUGGAAUUUUCCAUAUUUAUCAUGUUGUCAGUCCCCCCGCCUUGUCACACCCCCCCCCACCCCCUCCCAGCACCAACUUUGGCAGCUCCCUUGUUAGUGUCCAGGAUUGCACCACUUAGUGAAGGUGCUUUGCCAGGUGAUACAUAGGUGACCUCAACUAACCUUUUGAGAAAUUAGGGCCUUCAAUCCAUAGGUAUAGUAUUUUUAACCUUUUUUACAGGUAGUUUAGACACAAUUAGACCAUGGCUGCACUUGCACAUCAGUUGAAGGAACAGAAUUAUUUAAUUCCAAAAAUAAUAUGCACACCUUUCCAACAUAAAACUUCUCCCUCGUACAAUUUACCUGCUAGUACAGGAAGAGUUUCACAACUUUUUUAUGGGUAUCUAGAUUUGACCAGUGAAUCAAAGUCAACCCUCUCAAAAUUGAGAUGAGAUUAGGGUCUUAGCUGCUACUUACAACAGACAGAAUUGGCUUCUAUUUAUUUCAUAAUAACAAAUAAUUGUAUUUCUUCAGUGAAAAUGUACAUGGCAAUCUUAACUACUAGUGACUGUAAGCAAUGUUUUCAGGGAUGCCGGAAGUUGCUGGGGGCAACGGGUGCAAUUGGUUAACAAGAGGGCAUAUUCCUUAACAAAAGGGCACUAAUGAAAAUGAAAGGGCAUCUAAAAAUUAUUUUUGGGGUUCCGGCAUCCGUGGUUCCGGCAUCCCUGAAUGUUUUCCAGCAUCAUGGACUGUUAGAUAAUUUGUGCAUAAUUUACAGUAUAUAAAUUAUACACCACACCUACCGAAAGUGAGCCGCUUUUUUCUUAAGAAAAUAAGAACCUAUUUAAGAGCCCAAUUUCCUGGUAAGCACGAUGUACAUACAGUAAGAACCUGUUUAGGGGGGAAAAUCUAGGUUCUUAUAUGCAGGGUUUUACUGUAUUUCGCAAAGUGUCUGCCACUAAGGGGCGAACCAUUAGGAAAGUGAUUGGAGGGGGCGGGGGGGGGGGGCAAAAAUAAAAAUCGUGCAUGGGGAAAAAGAAAGAAAAAAUAAUUCGACUUUUCAAUAGAGAAAAUUAUAAGUUGAAAUAAAAAAUUCGUGCAAGGGAUUAUAUUUAAAAAAAUUAUCGACACAAGCAAAAAAUUUUAAAAAAUAUUCGUACAAGUUAAAAAAGUCCCACCCCCAUCACUUUUCAAAUGGUCCGCCCGUAAUCUCAGGGUACGUGGCUCUGGUCUCUUCAGUUCAGUCAAAACUCUCAAACAUGCUUGUAUGUACAUGCAGGUGGUGUAUUAACGUACUGUAAUCUAACCUCAUGGGGAGAGUACUUGAAAGGGUCAUACAGUGAUAUUAGCAAAAUGUUCGAGGAGACCCAGAUGCCUAAACUGCUCGAAGUUGGUUUCAAGAAGGAAAAUAUAUCCACAGAAACUAUGAAGAUAUCCCCUGAUAAGGAAUGCAGAUAUUACAGUCACGGUGAGAUGAUUGCACCUCGUAUCAUAAAGUAAACAGGAAACUAAUACAUACUAUAAACAAUACAUAAUACAUACUAUAAACAAUACAACUAUAAACAAUACAUACAAUAUAUAGAAAGUACAAUAAAUUAAAUAUAUUUUUUGUAAGCAUCUAUAACAUUUUGUAUGUACAAUAUAUAUAUCCAUUCACAGAAUCAUUUUAAUGAAAAUUACUUUUUAUCGUGUUAACGUAUGAUGAAAAUUAAUUUUUAUCUUUUUAUCUGG
Paramuricea clavata is the source of this 5464-nucleotide messenger RNA. The record is from the annotation of a GenBank genome assembly. Lineage: Eukaryota; Metazoa; Cnidaria; Anthozoa; Malacalcyonacea; Plexauridae.